AUGGCUGGGUCUCGUAGGAGUCCUAUGUUAGACCAGUGGGGGGCCGACCCUGAUCGCAAUCCCCGUGACAUGGAUCGAGAAAGGCGCAGAGGUCGUGGUUCUCAUCGCGACAGAGGAAGACGUCGUGAAAGAGGGAACCAUCGCUCAGCUGACCAAUUUCAUUACCCACGGUCGCCAGCCCGGCAAUCCAAUUUUGAUUCAGCUUUGGAUCGAUCUCCGCCACACAGAUCUACCGACUUUCCUUCUGGGAUGUCCUCUUCCCACCGACCAGCGGACAUACGCAGUGAUUGGAAUUCAAAUUCUGCCGUGAAUAGAGACAGCUCUCGGCGAGAUGAUUCUCCAUUUGCGCCGCCACCAAAACGGAAACGAACUCGUAGCCCGUCUCCUCGCAAUCAACGUGCCCCAUUUCCUCAUCGUCGUGGAUCAUCCACUAAAUACUCAGACCAACGUGACCGAAGUCCCUCGUUUAAAAAUCGAGGUCGGUUUUCCGGCCGAGGUUCCUCUCAUCAAAAGUCUUCUCGUCGAGGACGUGACCGCCGUGGAAAAGACCGCCGUGGCACUGAUUUUCAUCGUGAUUAUGACAGGUCUCCUGAGCGAGGUCGCAGACUCCAUCAACCUCUUAACCAACACUCUCGAUCCCCCAGUAGGGAAGGAUACAGCGACAAGGAUUCGCGUUAUCGAUCUCCAUCCCGUCACUCCAUAAGAUCUGCAGACUCGAGGGUGUCUACAUACUCUUCUAGGCCAACGGUAUCUAACCAACCUGCUCAGUCCGACUUGAGCAGCUCAAAUCGACCCCAAUCACCUUUUCAACGACACCCAAGCUUCGAUGAAAACCAAGGACGUACCUUUAAUAGACCUGGGAGCAGUGGUGACCCAUUGCAUAUUCAAGGAAACACAAGCAGGCGUCGUCCUGAGCGACAGCAAGGUGAUUCGGCGCAAUAUUCAGCUUCACCUCAUAUUUCACCCAACUCCCGCAGAUCCCCUCAAGCCAGUUCUCCUUACUCAGGUGGACGAGGCAACUGGGACAAACGGUCGUCAUAUCUUGGCAACGCCCACGCGUCACCUAACUUGCAAGACAACUACCUCCCUCAAAAUUUCCCCCAGGGACAUAUCAACUCUGUCAAUGAGGCUCAAUUUGAGAUGCCUCGAAAUCGCUUUGAGCAGCUUUCGUAUCGAGAUGGUCCCUCUGGAACUCAGGCAAACUAUAUAGCCCAGAACUCAAACCGUCACUUUUCGGGCUCUGGUCCUCCUCCUGCCUUUGAAAGUACCGUCUCUCACCGUGGUGGAAGGAGGAAAUUUAGUAACUCUCAUUGGACUGAAUCUGACCGGAACCGUGACGGACAACAGAGUCCUCGUAACUCACAUUCACUUGAUUUGCAGGUAUCUCCCUCUAGGCAAAUCCCCUUAGCAGGGUAUGAACCAGACCACGUGCCAGGAAAUGAUAGCAACUUUGUACCUGCAGACCGAGCCGAAUACCACUCGUUUAAAAAUAACGAUGGUCAGUCUGAUACUCGAACCAUCCCGUCCACAAGCCGCGAAGCAAUUGCUGCUACACCUGCAGACAAAGGUGGGAAGUUCAGUUUUACUUUGAAAGCCAAGAAACCUACAACAGGUCCACCGCCUCGUAUUGUGCCUGAUAUGGGACAGCGGAUGCAGGCUCGUGAGCCGCCUCGUGUAGCUGAUCCACCCACUCCUCGAAAUCGAUUGACCAAUGGACCAAUGCCCACCUAUGUACCUCCACCGCGGUUCGACCGUCGUGAGGGAGGCCGCGGGCGAGAUCGGGGACGAGAUCGAGGGCGAGACCGGGGACGAGAACGCAGAGAUACUCGAGACCAGCGAGACUUUCGUGAUGCUAGUCGCCGAAGAGAUGACCGUCCGUUUGAGCGGCAGGGUGAUCGUGGUAGAGGGGGCAGGACCCGAGGCGACCGGGGUGAUUUCAAGCAAUAUCGCCGCAGAGGAUUCACACCCGAAUCACCAAUUGAAUUUUCGAGAGAACCUGCCCUCGAGCCAGCAAAGCAGAAGAUAAUUCGCUACAAAGCUCGCCCUACUUUGCCAGCAGAAUUUGCUAAUUCGGACUCUGUUUACUAUCGAAAGCCUGGCAAUGAAUCUGUUAUUGGCGCAGGUACAUAUGGUAAGGUGUUUAAAGGCAUCCAUGUCUACACUAGACGUGAAGUUGCCCUGAAGAAGAUCCGCAUGGAAGGCGAAAAGGAUGGGUUUCCUGUUACGGCUUUGCGAGAAAUCCAGCUUCUGCAGCACUUACGGCACCCUAAUGUGGUCAGCUUUCUGGAAGUUAUGGUGGAGAAGAACGAAUGUUUCAUGGUGUUUGAAUAUCUUUCUCAUGACUUGACUGGGUUGAUCAAUCAUCCCAACUUUACUCUUGAUGUUGCUCACAAGAAAGACCUUGCUAAGCAGUUGUUUGAAGGUCUGAAUUACCUACAUGGUCGCGGUGUCCUUCACCGCGAUAUCAAGGCUGCAAAUAUCCUGAUCAGCAACACUGGCGUGUUGAAGUUUGCCGACUUUGGCCUUGCUCGAUUCUUUUCAAAGAAGCCAACCGACUACACAAAUCGUGUCAUCACAAUCUGGUAUCGGCCUCCUGAACUCCUUCUGGGCGAGACCCAAUACGGCCCUGCUGUUGAUGUGUGGAGUGCUGCCUGUGUCUUUAUGGAAAUGUUCACUAAAAAGGCUGUUUUCCCUGGCGAGGGUGGUGAGCUCAGUCAGCUCGACAAACUAUUUGAUUCACUGGGUACGCCAACUCUGGUCGAGUGGUCGAAUUACAAGGAAAUGCCGUGGUUUGAGUUGAUGCGCCCAACCGAACGCAAGAAACGAAUCUUCGAGGACUUUUACAGACAUGUACUGAGCCCAGCGGCACUAGACAUGGUCUCGCAGGUCUUCCAGUAUGAUCCGGCCAAGCGACCCAGUGCCGAGGAUGUACUGAAACAUCCCUACUUUACGGCUGAGGAACCAGGUCCUCAGCAAGCCACCGAGUAA
This is a messenger RNA of Penicillium taxi, 2988 nucleotides long. RefSeq names its product putative protein kinase. Gene Ontology annotation, cellular component: cyclin/CDK positive transcription elongation factor complex; nucleus. The coding region runs from base 1 to 2988 and encodes 995 amino acids. Gene Ontology annotation, biological process: protein phosphorylation; positive regulation of transcription elongation by RNA polymerase II; transcription elongation by RNA polymerase II. NCBI's taxonomy places the organism in Eukaryota, Fungi, Ascomycota, Eurotiomycetes, Eurotiales, Aspergillaceae. The transcript is spliced from 2 exons. Gene Ontology annotation, molecular function: ATP binding; cyclin-dependent protein serine/threonine kinase activity; RNA polymerase II CTD heptapeptide repeat kinase activity. The record is from RefSeq and is a predicted model, not a curated record.